GGAGAGCACAUUUGGGGGACCCACUGGAUGUGAUGUGUCGCUGGCUACCAUUUCUUUCUCCACCACCUACACACAGAUCAGGACUCCCAUAAGGGUAGCAGAUCAAGGUCCUCUUGCCUCCAGAGGACCACCCCUCCGGGGUCUCAGAGAAACAAUGGAAGUUUUGGGGUUUCUCAAGUGGGAACCGAGCGGCACCGUGGUGACUCUGACCCUGUCCGUGGCUCUCUUGGCCCUCCUGAAAUGGUAUUCCACAUCGGCAUUCUCAAGACUGGAGAAGCUGGGCAUCAGACACCCCAGGCCCUCUCCUUUUGUUGGAAACUUGAUGUUUUUCCGCCAGGGUUUUUGGGAGAGCCAAUUGGAACUCAGGGAGCAAUAUGGACCUCUCUGUGGGUACUAUCUUGGUCGUCGGAUGUAUAUUGUCAUUUCUGAACCAGACAUGAUCAAGCAGGUGUUGGUUGAGAACUUCAGCAACUUUUCCAACAGAAUGGCCUCGGGUCUGGAACCCAAGCCGGUAGCAGACAGCAUCCUGAUGUUGCGCGACAAAAGAUGGGAAGAAGUCAGAGGUGCCCUGAUGUCUGCAUUCCGUCCUGAAAAGUUGAAUGAGAUGACACCUCUCAUCAGCCAAGCCUGUGAACGUCUCCUGACUCACCUAAAACGCUAUGCGGCAUCCAGAGACACGUUCGACAUCCAGAGGUGUUACUGCUGUUACACCACAAACGUGGUGGCCAGUGUGGCUUUCGGCACCCAGGUGGACUCCCAGAACGCUCCAGAAGACCCAUUUGUACAACACUGCCGGCGUUUCUUUGCCUUCAGUAUCCCCAGGCCCCUCCUGGCUUUAAUCUUAUCAUUUCCAUCCAUAAUGGUCCCAUUGGCCCGGAUUCUGCCCAAUAAGAACCAAGAUGAACUGAAUGGCUUUUUUAACAAACUCAUUAGGAAUGUGAUUGCCUUACGGGACCAGCAAGCAGCAGAAGAGAGGCGGAGAGACUUCCUACAGAUGGUGCUGGAUGCCCGGCACUCCACACACUCUGUGGGCGUGGAAGACUUUGACAUGGUCACAGAAGCCCUGUCCUCUGCCAAGUGCACAGUGGACCCUCCCCAAAGAAGCCGCCCUACACCCGUGUCUAAGCCUUUAACCACGGAUGAAAUUGUGGGCCAGGCCUUCCUCUUCCUCAUCGCUGGCCAUGAGAUCAUCACUAACACACUUUCCUUCGUCACCUACCUGCUGGCAACCCACCCUGACUGCCAGGAGAGGCUUCUGAAAGAGGUGGACCUCUUCAUGGAGAAGCACCCAGCCCCUGAGUACUGCAGCCUGCAGGAAGGCCUGCCCUAUCUGGACAUGGUGAUUGCAGAGACCCUGCGGAUGUACCCUCCGGCUUUCAGAUUCACUCGGGAGGCAGCACAGGACUGUGAGGUACUGGGACAGCACAUCCCUGCAGGUACCGUGCUGGAGAUAGCUGUGGGUGCCCUACACCGUGACCCAGAGCACUGGCCACACCCUGAGACCUUUGACCCUGAAAGGUUCACAGCUGAGGCCCGGUUUCAGCAGAGGCCCUUCACAUACCUGCCCUUUGGAGCUGGCCCCAGGAGCUGCCUCGGAGUACGGCUGGGGCUGCUGGUGGUCAAACUGACACUACUCCAGGUCCUGCACAAGUUCCGCUUUGAAGCCAGCUCUGAGACUCAGGUUCCACUUCAACUAGAAUCCAAAUCUGCCCUAAGUCCCAAAAAUGGAGUCUACAUUAAGCUUGAGUCACGCUGCUGACACAAAAGGCAGUUGGAAAACAGAGCCCCUGGUGAUGAUGACAUCUGCGAACCAUGUUUGAAGGGCACCCGGGAUGCAAACAAAGGCCUCAUGUGGAGACAGAAAUGUUUAAGGAAAUAUAUAUAGACAAUAUCUUAGGGUGAUUAAAAGGGUAUAUGGCAUGCAAGCAUGUUAUUUAUGCCACAGUUCCUGAAUGUUUACUGUCUGUCAAUUUUCAUUUUGACAGUGGGGUUCCAAGCAUGGUUUUCUUGGGACUGAGGUUAAAUAAGAGAAAGGUCAUUUUGAUUAAACUGAGUAUGGUGUCAAAGGAGGUCCUGGCCUCAGGACAGUAGAGGGAAACAGGGACACUUGGGUGAACAGGUCCUGAUGACACUGGUAUGGGCUUUUUCAGCUUCUCAUGAUGAAUGGGUUUCAGAGAAUGUGUAUGGACACUCAGCCUCAAAGUGGUUCCACAGCCUCAUUAUGCUUUGACUAAGUUAGGGCAGAAGAAAUUAACUGGAAGCUUCCACAGAUGGAAUAAUCCAGGCUAAAGGAUCUUUUUCUUUAAAGAGCACCCUGUUGGCUCUCUUCAUGCUUGGCCCUGGGGUCCAGACAAAACCCAACAUUCCUGGAGACCUGCAGGCCUACAGACCUACUCCCCUGACAGCUCUCCCAGUUUCUGAGCACUCAUCGGCCACUGCAGGAGGCACAAAUAAGCAUACAGACCCUGCUGAAGGAAGAAUCCAAAGCCGGUACGGGAGGGGAGUCCUCUGAUGGAGGUGGCAGAAUGAUGCCUGGUGCAGAAAGGGUACAGAAUGCAGGGCGAAAACACGGAGAUGCCACCGAUCAGAAGACUCUUUGGGGACCCAGUGGGGAUAUAACUGAAGAUUCUGUGCAUAUAUAAUACGCUUUAUUAGCCCACAGGACCCAGGAAAGGGCCUGCUGCCUAUCCAGUUCUCUUUAUAAACAGACACUGAGGAAUGAACGCCAGCCUUCAUCUGCUUCAGAGAGUCUUUUAUUUCCAUACUCUUAUGUGACAUUUGCAGCACAGGUCAUUCGAUCUCAUUGGGAUAUAAAACCCACACCUGGAAGGUGUCCGAUACUUACGGGAUUUGGGUAC
This is a messenger RNA of Arvicola amphibius (Eurasian water vole), 2858 nucleotides long. RefSeq names its product thromboxane A synthase 1 (gene Tbxas1). Gene Ontology annotation, molecular function: oxidoreductase activity, acting on paired donors, with incorporation or reduction of molecular oxygen; heme binding; iron ion binding. Lineage: Eukaryota; Metazoa; Chordata; Mammalia; Rodentia; Cricetidae. Bases 155 to 1759 code for a protein of 534 amino acids. The transcript is spliced from 13 exons. The record is from RefSeq and is a predicted model, not a curated record.